AUGCAUCGGUCUUCCAAUUACUCAUAUCAACAAACCUCGAGCUCGAGGAGCUCCAACCACGGCACCAGCAGCGCUUUCAGUCCUAAUGCCAACCCCAAUGAGGACUGGACUAAGAUCUCAGACCUUGCAGAGCGUCGCCGGAUACAGAAUCGCAUUGCUCAGAGAAACUACCGCAAGAAGCUAAAGCGCCGCCUCGAAGAUUUGGAGAAGAGAGCCGCAACUGCUUCUACAUCUCCAGAACGGUCACACGAGGGUUCGGAGUCGCCGAAGGCGGUGGUGCACACUGUCAAGUCCCGCACCAAACAGGCUCGCACAACCAAGUCUAGCUCAGAUGCAACCCGUCACACCUCCGCGCAACGAGGCUCUUCCUAUGACAGCCACUCCACCCAGGAUGAUCGCGGACCGAUGUUCUCCCAGCAAUGCACUCGACAGCUCUCAGCCUCGCCGCCUCCCGUGUUCUCUUACCCCUCAUACUCUCACUUGGAAUCCUAUGGUCACCAUUCGUACGGACAGCCGCCUUCCUACCACUCUCUCAACAACCACUACAAUGACCUCCCAUACGGAGAGUACGGAACAACUCUGCCCUCGAUCCUGCCUGGUCCGAUACUCGGAUCGGGCGCAAAGAAGCACCACUCGUACGCCGAUGAUGAGAUUGUCAGCCCCUUCAGUAUGAGCUAUGCGUCUAUGGCUGGCAUUGAUCUGGGUCCGACACCGCAACACCUUCCAGAGCACAACAUUCCUGUACAUGCCCCUCUCUCUACCUGA
Molecule: messenger RNA, 765 nt
Organism: Aspergillus tubingensis
Lineage: Eukaryota; Fungi; Ascomycota; Eurotiomycetes; Eurotiales; Aspergillaceae
Product: bZIP transcription factor
Exons: 2
Coding region: 1-765 (254 amino acids)
Biological process (GO): regulation of DNA-templated transcription
Molecular function (GO): DNA-binding transcription factor activity
Source: RefSeq, a predicted model, not a curated record